CUUUCAUUCAGUCGGCAGACAAAAGUAGGCUACUCAGAAAACGUACUUCUCCGUCAACUGAGUAGCCUAGCUGACAGCCCUCCCCUUUAUUCGCCUCUUCGCCCUGGCGGUGAUCAUUGGAUUUGAGUGCCCUGGAGACUCCACGAAGAGGGAGUGAAAUAGGACUUCAUACCGGGAUCAUGGCGGCGCCGCUCGGGCGGGAGACCUUACCUGAGCACUGGUCCUACGGUGUCUGCGGGGAUGGCAGGGUGUUUUUCGUUCACGAUGAAACGAACACAACUGCUUGGCUCCAUCCGCAAACGGGCGAACCUGUCAAUUCCGGACACAUGAUACGGUCAGAUUUACCUCGAGGAUGGGAAGAGGGUUUCACGGACGAAGGGGCCAGCUACUUCAUAAACCAUAACCAGAGGACCACGACGUUCCGGCACCCCGUGACGGGACAGGUGUCUCAGGAGAACGUUGGUUUUAUCCUCCAAGAACAGCCCGGCGGCCGCAUGUCAAACCCCCAGCAAGCCGACCUGCGGCCCUCCAGCACCAUCAGCGAGGCUUCCACCGCCGUCACCACCUCCACCGUGGACACCACCUCGGGGUCAAAGGGCUCCAGGUCCAGUGGGAGGGUGCACAGUUUUGGGAAGCGAGAGCAGUCCAUCAAGCGGAAUCCCAACGUCCCUGUGGUGGUGAGAGGAUGGCUCUACAAACAGGACCGCUCUGGCAUGAGGCUUUGGAAGAGGAAGUGGUUUGUGCUGGCUGACUACUGCCUGUUCUACUAUAAAGACAGCAGGGAGGAGUCAGUCCUGGGUAGUAUUCCUCUGCCUAGCUAUGUCAUCUCAGCCGUGGAGCCUGAGGACCACAUCAGCCGCAAGUACGCCUUCAAGGCCAACCACACGGGCAUGCGCUCGUACAUUUACAACCGGAGCACUGUGAUUGACUCGCAGGCGGAGCACGGCGGCAUGCGGACGUACUUCUUCAGCGCCGACACGCAGGAGGACGUGAACGGCUGGGUGAAGGCCAUGAACCAGGCGGCGAUGAUGCAGAACCAAACCGACAGCCUCAGGAGGCCGUCGGAGAAAUCGGAAAUGCCCAACACGUCGGAACGCGAGGGGGUCCCCCAAACCAACCACGUCAACAACUACACAAAGAACUCACGCGAACCCCGAGCCAACCUCCAUCUCCAUGGCGAUGGAGUGGUCUUCGAACCUGCCGACAUCCAAGAAACCGAGGAGCGCCGUAGCUUCCGGAACGACACACUCAAUCCCAUCACUUCCAAGAUUCCUUCCCUCGGCGGCGGAAGCGUGGAAAUUGAAAUGGACGCCGUCCCUCCUAGCGGUCUCCCUCCCUUUCCCUCCCUACCUCCAGACUCAGCCUCCGCACCCACAUCCGCGCCCCCCUCCAGGGCACCAUCACGUGCUCCGUCGCGCGGCGCCUUCACCCUGCCCCCCGGGGCCUGUCUGAGGAACGGGACACCCACUCCGGAACCCAACGGGAUGGGGACGGGGACGUACCAGAGGGCCACGCUGCCACCCCAGGUGGUUGACACUCAAAGGCAGGUGCAGAGGAGGAGCGCCCUGGAGCAGGUGGAGCACUGGGUCAAGGUGCAGAAGGCCGAGCACAAAGGCCCCCCCUCGAGAGGGGGCACCCUCCACCGUCUCAGCCCCCCGACUCAGCCCAAGUUCAUCGGCCUGGAGGCCUACCAGACGCUGCCAAAGACCCCCCACCGCAGCCCCCCCGCCGCCGCGCGCCAAGGGGAGUACAAAUACGCACAGGACCGCCUCAGCCACUUCCGACUCGGACCCUCAGACCCCCAGGGUACCGGCGCCAGGGAUGGGGGUGGCAUCGGUGGGCCUGGCACCGUGUGGCAGCUCUACGAGUGGCAGCAGCGCCACCAGUUCCGCCACGGCAGUCCCACCGCCCCCCUCUACACACCUGCCCCGGACUACCCCUUCGGGCCCAGGCCCCCCUCCACGGUGCCCCCCUCGGCCCCACGACCCAGUUCUGAGGUUCCCCGCUGUGUGUCGGUGCCCCCAGACCCCUCCGACAUCCUCCCACCGGGCCCGCCGGGCUCCAGGGCCCUGUCCCCCCCACGUAGGCCCCACACACCCGCUAACCGGGUGGUGGUAAUGCCCCGGGGGGAGAGAGAUGCACUGGACGUGCCGGUAGCUGGGUCCCCCCGAAGAGCCAAGUCUCAACUACUCAAGGCUGCCACCAUCGAGAGACGGUCCAUGCCUCCUUCCAACUACAUCACACACACGGUCAGCGCGCCCAGCCUUCACGGGAAAACGCCUGAGGAGCUCACCCUCCUGCUCAUUCAGCUCCGGAGGCAUCAGGCAAAGAUGGCCGCCGCACGCCACCACACGCUAACCCAGCUGCAGCACUUCAACUACACCCCUUCUGGCCCCCACUUCCUCACCACCAAAAACAACCCUCUCUUCUCCGGCCCUUCUUAUAUGGGGCCCUUCCUAGGCCCCUCAGGCCCCAUGGGCCACGGCAGCAGCAGCCAGGUGGGGGCCCCCAGUACGCCUGGUCUUCUUUACCCCACCAAUGUUGACGAUACGUACAUGCAACUGAAGAAAGACCUGGAGUAUCUAGACUUGAAGGUGGUUGGAAGUCAGACGUUGAAAGAAGCAACGCGACCUGUCAGAGUAGCCGAGAGUGACGUGGACGUUAAACUCAGUCGGUUAUGUGAGCAGGACAAGACCCUGAAGGAACUGGAGGUCCGGAUCAGCUCACUGAAGGACGAUAAGGACAAGCUGGAGUCGGUGCUGGACGUGUCCCACCAACAGAUGGAGCUGUACAGAGACCAGGCGACCCACCUGGAGAAGAUAGCCUACCAGCAGAGACUCCUACAGGAGGACGUGGUGCACAUCAGGGCCGAGAUCUCCAGCGCAUCCACGGAGAUGGCCCGGGCCUGGGAGGACUACAGCAGGCUGGAGAGCUCCGUGGAGCAGUUGAGGGCCGUGCUACAGGCACGCAUGAACCACAGCGCCACCCCUCAGCAGGAGAAAACAGAGAUAAAGCGGGAGCUGUGGAGGAUAGAGGACGUGAUGGCAGGACUGAGCGCCAGCAAAGCAAACUACAAGAUCACAAUCGACUCGGUGCAGAACCCAGAGAGGAAACUAGUGGCUUCAGUGUCGGACCCUGCAGUGCCUUCGCAGAGCGCGACGCCCCCCGUAGGGGAGGUUAGGCCCCCUCCUCGCAGCUCCUACACGCUGCCUCACAACCCCGUGCCAAAAUGGGCAGAAGAUGAGGCUCCUCCCAGACCACCCCUGCCCAGCCUCUACGAUUAUGAAGACCCGCCCCCCGCCAUCCCACCCCUCCCCAAAGAGGCGUCGGUGGUAGUACGACACACAUCGGUUCGCUGUCUCAAACGCCAGUCGGACGAGAGGAAGAGAGACCGAGAGAGCGGAGGGUGUGUCAACGGAGACUUUAAAGUGGAGCUGCGGUCAUACCUGAGUGAACCAGAGCUGCCAGGGACGGGCCAGAGCAGCACAGGGUCUGAGGGGGGCUACCAGACCCUCCCAAACAAAGGUCUGUCGGGCUCAUCGCCGAGGCUGAACCAGUCCAGUAACAUCUCCUCCUACGUGACCCUGAGGAGAGGGGUGGCCGCCUCUGCAGAGAGGGAGAGACCUAAGAGUGCUUUGGAGCAGCUGUACUCCUCUGGCCAGCAGCCCCAGCCUCUGGCCCAGGCCCCCCGGGGCCGCAUGAGUGCAGAGGAGCAGCUGGAGCGCAUGAAGAGGCACCAGAGGGCCCUGGUGCGCGAGCGCAAGAGGAACCUCAGCCAGGGAGAACGCCACUCCAACACUGCUCAUCGUACCCCCUCCUCCACCAGGGCUCUCUCCUCCACUGACCUGGGCUCAUGGAGGCAAGAGCAGGAGGACUUUGAUUUGCAGCUGGAGCAGAAAGCUCAGGUGGAAGAGCGACAGGUUGCCGAGGGCCAGAGCGACGAGGGGCGGCGCGAGCUGAAGGAAAAGAGGAUCCAAUCAGACGAGUGGCUCUCGGUGAUGGCCUUGCCCAUGAUGGCCACGCCCAUGAGGGAGACGGACAUGGAGCCCCUCGACUACGACCUGGAUAUCAGUCGUGAGCUUUCCAAGCCCCAAAAGGUGUGUAUCCCAGAGCGCUAUGUGGAGUCAGACCCCGAGGAGCCUCUGAGUCAGGAGGAGAUGGAGGAUCGUCAACGCAGAGCAGAACGCAUCAAAAACAUCCUGGCCAAAUCCAAUUUCCAGAACAUACACCCGUCGUCUGGCGUGUCUGUCCCACUGAACUUCACUGAUUUGGACAUAGCCAUGCAGCAGCAGGAGAGGAUCAUGACUGUGUCCCACGCCUUGGCCUCCGAAGCCUCCGUUAAGAGCAAGCAGUUCACAGAGAGCGAGAUGCUGGGGAGAUGAACAGAUCUAGUGAAGCCAAAGCUCAGCUGAGCUCUGACUGACUGUUGACUCAGGCGCCAACAGGACCUCCGUGUGGAUGAAAAUUGUUUGUGGAGUUCACUGACAAAAGCAAAGUGAUUUUGUAUUAGGCUUUUUAUUAGAGCUAAAACAAUAUGCUUUUUUUUAAAGAACCAAAAAUUGUUAUUUGAAACUCGAGCAUUUGAAACCACACUGCGUGUACCUAAUGUUAAGGUUGAAUUGGAGUUGUUUUUACAUGCUUUUGCACUUUUAUGGCGUGUUGUGUGUGAUUAUUAACACCUACUAGUUUUUGCAAUAGAGAAUAAUUAGCUGUUUUUUUGCAGUGUGGUCUAUAUUUUCAACAAAAAUUAAGUUCAAAGCAAUGUUUUCUAAGGUCGCAGAUAGGGAAAUGUAUUUAUUUUGAGUAAUGAAAGAAUCUUGCACCAAAUGUUACUUUUUGUAGCUCAGCAAUGCCACCUAAUGCUUUGGCCAAUCAACUGUAUUGUGUAAUUUAAAAAGGAAAGAAACCAUACUGGUGUUUUAUUGAAAUAAAGGUUUUAACAAAA
Salmo salar (Atlantic salmon) is the source of this 4945-nucleotide messenger RNA. Its product is annotated as pleckstrin homology domain-containing family A member 7. NCBI's taxonomy places the organism in Eukaryota, Metazoa, Chordata, Actinopteri, Salmoniformes, Salmonidae. Gene Ontology annotation, molecular function: protein binding. The record is from RefSeq and is a predicted model, not a curated record.